Molecule: messenger RNA, 1448 nt
Organism: Oryza brachyantha (malo sina)
Lineage: Eukaryota; Viridiplantae; Streptophyta; Magnoliopsida; Poales; Poaceae
Product: serpin-ZXA
Exons: 2
Coding region: 107-1309 (400 amino acids)
Molecular function (GO): serine-type endopeptidase inhibitor activity
Source: RefSeq, a predicted model, not a curated record
GUGCGAACACGCAAAUAUCCAUAAAACACCCUGAAACCCUGCGAAAUUGCGUAACUCCUCUAGACCAGACUCCCCCCGUUCCCUCCUCCCCGGCGCGAGCGCGACCAUGGCCGCCGCCGCCGCCGACCUCCGCCUCUCCAUCGCCCACCAGACCGCCUUCGCGCUCCGCCUCGCGUCCGCGCUCUCCUCCCCGGCCCACCCGGCGGGCGGCGCCGGGAGGAACGUCGCCUUCUCCCCGCUCUCCCUCCACGUCGCGCUCAGCCUCGUCGCGGCCGGCGCCGGCGGAGCCACGCGGGACCAGCUCGCCUCCGCCCUCGCGGGGCCUGGUGGGACGGCGGAGGGCCUCCACGCGUUCGCGGAGCAGCUGGUGCAGCUGGUGCUCGCCGACGGGUCCGGCGCCGGCGGCCCGCGCGUCGCCUUCGCCAACGGCGUCUUCGUCGACGCGUCGCUCUCGCUCAAGAAGACCUUCCAGGACGUUGCCGUCGGCAAGUACAAGGCCGAGACCAACCUAGUAGACUUCAAAACUAAGGCUGCCGAAGCUGCUGGUCAAGUGAACUCAUGGGUAGAGAAGGUCACAUCAGGCCUCAUCAAAGAGAUCCUCCCUCCAGGAUCUGUUGAUGACACUACCAGGCUGGUUCUAGGUAAUGCACUUUAUUUCAAAGGAGCAUGGGCUGAGAAGUUUGAUGCAUCUAAAACCCAAGAUGGCAAGUUCCAUCUUCUUGAUGGCAAGUCAGUUCAAGCGCCAUUCAUGUCCACUUCAAAGAAGCAGUAUCUUUCGUCUUAUGAAAACUUGACGGUACUGAAGCUUCCUUAUCAGCAAGGUGGUGACAAGAGGCAGUUUUCCAUGUACAUACUUCUUCCGGAAGCACAGGAUGGCCUUUGGAGCUUGGCUGAGAAGCUGAAUGCUGAACCAGAGUUCCUGGAGAAGCAUAUCCCAACGCAGCAGGUUACAGUUGGUCAGUUCAAACUCCCCAAGUUCAAGAUAUCAUUUGGAUUUGAAGCGUCUGAUUUGCUCAAAGGUUUGGGGCUCCACCUGCCAUUCAGCUCAGAAGCUGAUCUUACAGAGAUGGUCGAUUCACCAGAGGGACAAAACCUGUUUGUUUCAUCCGUUUUUCACAAGUCCUUUGUCGAGGUGAAUGAGGAAGGGACAGAGGCUGCUGCCGCAUCUGCAGCAGUGAUCACCCUUAGGUCAGCUCCAAUACCUGUGGACUUCAUUGCGGAUCAUCCUUUCCUUUUCGUUAUACGGGAAGACAUGACUGGAGUUGCGCUGUUCGUUGGUCAUGUGGUGAAUCCCCUGCUUGCUGCAUAGAGUGUUUUGCUGUAAAUCCCUGUAGUGGUGCGACAGCAUCUGUGAUCUGUCGUAUGCAAUUGCAGGGUUUGAACAUUUGAUCAUGGUGACCUCUCAAUAAAUAUGGCAAAUGUUCUGUUUCUGAAUCGUGCCUGCUUGU